AUCAGGCUGAUAAGUUUAGCAGUUACGGCAGUUCUACCGUAAAUGUAGUGGUCACCUACAAGGAAAUGAGGAAAAUGGACAGAAUGACAAAUAUAACGCCAAAAAAUAUAUAUCCAUCAGCAUUGGAAGAUAAUUAAAUUGUUUUGCACUCCUAGACACUCAAACGUACACCAAUAUAUUUUUCAUGUCCCCUUUAAGUGAAAUAGUUUUCACUUUAUAAACGGAAUUUUAGAAAACUUUUUAAUUUACUGGAUUUAUUUGGGCUGUAAUUGCUUGUUGACAAGAACCAAAACGUUGGAUUUUUAAAGCUGCAAGUAGCUACUCUUUCACAGCACUGUUUAAACAAUCUACUGCAUUUUGCUGUAACUUUACAUGUUGGCUUAUAAAAAUGAAAAGUGAAUAGUGAUGAAGAAAGCUAAUUUUCCUCCAGACACUGACAAAUCUCUGAUGCAUUUCUCUCCGAUCCUUCCCUGGAGGGAUUCUCUGAAUCUGGUAAUUUCCCUCUUAACGGAAAUAAAGGGAACGCGAUCUUAUCCCGGCUUGUUUCGCAAACAACGCCAUAUCUUCCAGAUGAAUCAGCAGCAACAGGUCGGGGCAGGCCUGGCCAGACAGUGAUGAAUGAAUAUCAAUAAAAAAAAUAAUUUAAAAAAAACACGUAAAACGGAAACACUGUAACGUGUGAGCACGUGAAUCUCCUGGGAGAGUUUAAAUAACACGCAGCCACGGUUCGGGUUACGCACUCAAGAAGCUCCUGCCUACAAGUUUGUUGUGAGUUGGGAUUUUUUUUUCUUUCUCUCUCUCUCUCUCUCUACGCUGAGCUUCAACCCGCAGCCAGGCAGACGUAAUGUUGGAUACGUUUGGGACGCACACCACCACGGCGACCGUGCCGAGUGCGGAGCUCCAGCUCAAAGCGUCGGACAAGAAGGUCAGCCUGAAGCCGGCAGUGAUGGGGAUGGACAGCGGGAAGAAACUCCUGGAGAUAACGGGCCCUGCUCUGUCAAAAAGGAGGCUCCUGGUGGGAUUAGACCUCCUCUGCCUUUUUCUCGCAUCGAUUCCUUUCUUCGCAUGCGAGCUGAAGGCAGUGAAACCCUUCCAGAGGGGCUUCACAUGUGGAGACCCCAGUAUCGCCUACCCUUAUCUGUCCCAAGAAGUCAUUUCAAAUAAGCUUCUUACCGCAGGUGGAAUCGUCAUCACAGGCCUGGCAAUUGCGCUCGGGGAGUGCUUCCGGGCGCGCUUCCACAAAGUGAGCUCCAAAUCGUUCGUGAAGAACCUGUACGUCUCCUGCCUGUACAAGGAGCUGGGCUCCUUCCUGUUCGGCUGCUGCGUCGGCCAGUCGCUCACCAACAUGGCGAAGCUCAGCGUCGGGCGGCUGCGGCCUCACUUCCUGGACGUGUGCGGCGUCACAUACGCGACGCUCAACUGCACGCAGGGAACGUACGUGACUGCCACAGGCGUGAAGUGUACCAACCCUGACCACCAAUUAGUGGAAGAGGCCAGGAAGUCCUUCUUCUCUGGCCACGCCUCUUUUGCCAUGUACUCUCUGCUGUAUUUAGCGUUCUACCUGCAGGCGCGGCUGACGUGGCGCGGCGCUCGGCUGCUGAGGCCGCUGCUGCAGUUCCUCCUGGUCGUCCUGGCGGUCUACACGGGUCUGACCCGCAUCUCGGACUACUGGCACCACCCGUCGGACGUGCUGACAGGAUACGUGCAGGGGGCUCUCACUGCGUACUGGGUGGCUUUCUACAUCUCGCCGAUGUUCAAAGACCGUACGUCGGACCUGUCCACAGCUGAGAAGCCGGACGGCCCCUCGUCUCCUCAGCAUACCGUCUGCUGAAAACCCCACGAGCCAGAGGAACGCCUGGCAAUUUCCUCUGAAAUCACAAGACAUACCUCUGCGUUUUGACAGCAGAAAAAUACUUCUGGAGACAAUCUCUGCAAAAAAGAGAGAGAGAGAGAGAAAACUGAAGCGAUUGAGAGGAAGGAGACUGAAAAGUGCGUCUGUUAUGUAAACAGCCUGAGCCCUGGACCUUUUGCCCUUGUGACUGGUCACGCCCUUCCGACCUGUGAGGUGAAACUGAAAACAGGAGCCACUAUAACUACUCACCACUUGUACGUGUGUAAAUAUUUUGAAGGCACAAAGGAUAACGUCAAGCCACAUUUCAUUUCAGUGUUAGUGUUGCAAUGAAUAGAACGUAAUAUAUUUUUUUAUAAACACAGAUUUUAUUAUUUAACAGUUUUUACAUAAUUUUGUACGCUGCUGAAUGUAAGCACUCGUUUUUUUCUUCAUGUGUUUGGCCAGAUGUCGUAGGAUUUGUUGUGUCAUAAGAAAACGACUAAUAGGCGUCCUAACAGAACAUAACUUACAGGAAAAAUACUGAACUCAUCAGUAGAGGUCAUUUUUGAUGUACACGUGUCAGUGUUGCUAGAAGUAAAAUGUUUUAUAAAUAUUUUGUAUGUUUUGA
Messenger RNA from Poecilia reticulata (guppy), 2459 nucleotides. Its product is annotated as phospholipid phosphatase 3-like. Gene Ontology annotation, cellular component: plasma membrane. Gene Ontology annotation, molecular function: phosphatidate phosphatase activity. Lineage: Eukaryota; Metazoa; Chordata; Actinopteri; Cyprinodontiformes; Poeciliidae. The record is from RefSeq and is a predicted model, not a curated record. Gene Ontology annotation, biological process: signal transduction; phospholipid dephosphorylation; phospholipid metabolic process.